Messenger RNA from Leptomonas pyrrhocoris, 1077 nucleotides. RefSeq lists its product as hypothetical. The record is from RefSeq and is a predicted model, not a curated record. NCBI's taxonomy places the organism in Eukaryota, Euglenozoa, Kinetoplastea, Trypanosomatida, Trypanosomatidae. Bases 85 to 1077 code for a protein of 330 amino acids. The transcript has a single exon.
GAGAGGCUGUUGAAGCUUCCGUACUCCUUAUUGGGAACCGCUGAUUUGUAGACCGAUUCGGCCACCGGCACCCCACGACGCACCAUGUUGCAGCGCACGGUGGUGGUGCUCAAGUCGCAGCACAAAAACGUGCUCCGCAAGAGUCGGCCGCACAUGCAGAAAUACAAGGAGCUCAACCGAUGGCAGCGGGAGGCGCAGGGCAUUAGCAAGUGGGAUCAGUCGCACUCCCACCGGCCGCAGCCGCACGUGGAGCGGUUCAACCCCGAAGGCGUCGGUCUCACUCGCGGCACCUCGGCCUUUGCGUGGAAGUGGUGGCACACACAGUACCCGUGGCUCCCGAACGUGGCACCGGCGGACUACGCGACUCCUGUUCCCCGCGGCAUCCGGCCGCCCGCCUGGGAUGCGGAGUUUGCCGACGUGGUGCUCAGCAUGGACAGUGAGGAGAUUCGCAGCUAUCUGGUGGACAAGCUGACGGAGGUCAUCUUUGCUGAAACGCAGCGCGACGGCUACGAACUGCGUCGCCUCGACUUCGAGGGCAAGCCGCUGACCGCCCUGCCAGAGCGCCGCAUUAUUGAGAGCUUUGUGUUUGAGGAGGAGACGCUGCGGGAGCGCGUACUGGACCAGGUGGUGGAGGGCAUCUUUCGUCUGGCACCUACCUCGGCCGACCGCCAGGAGCUGAAGAGCGUGGCGAACGUGAUUGAUUUCGUGCUCACCCACGUCACCUUGGCACGCGAGCCGGAGCGGUACGUGGUGACCGCUGCAGCCCGUGCCGUGAUGCGCUCGCACCCGUUGCAGCCGCAGCUGGGUUUCGCGCACGCACUUCCCACCGACAACCGCGACGCCAUUGUGCGGGAGUGGGAGCGCAGUCAUCAUUUGGAUUGGCAGUUCGGCCACGCCGUGUACGAGCCGCGAAACGAGGAGAAGGUGGAGGGCAACCUGACGUGGCUGCGCGAGGUUCGCCACAACGAGGCACGGGAAGCUUUCCAGGCGGACGUCGACUCCGGUGAGGCACGGCGACGGCACAUGGAAAAGAUCCAAGCCGCCGCUCGGGUGCAGGCAACGAGUCCAUCGGAGUGA